Messenger RNA from Salvia miltiorrhiza (redroot sage), 1977 nucleotides. RefSeq names its product probable polyamine transporter At3g19553. The transcript is spliced from 2 exons. Lineage: Eukaryota; Viridiplantae; Streptophyta; Magnoliopsida; Lamiales; Lamiaceae. The coding region runs from base 235 to 1749 and encodes 504 amino acids. The record is from RefSeq and is a predicted model, not a curated record. Gene Ontology annotation, biological process: transmembrane transport. Gene Ontology annotation, cellular component: membrane. Gene Ontology annotation, molecular function: transmembrane transporter activity.
CGCACGUGUAAACUAACCGUUACACGUGUGCGGCCUGGAGGUAGAAUUAUCGUAAAUCAUGUGCUCUCUGAAUCAAGUCAAACCAAACCACCAUAACCAAAUCCAACUCAUUUCAUAUGAAUCUUCUGGUUUCGUGAUCGCCCAUCUUCCCCCCAUUCUCUUCCUGUUAUCAGCUAUUCCCACGUUACUCGUCACUGAUCCUCUCUCCCCCUCUCUCUCCCUCCCUCUGUCUCUAUGGGUGAGAACAAGGAGGGGGAGGAGGGAUUAAUGGCGAAUUCCACCAAGCCAAACCCAAAGCUGACAAUACUGCCUCUGAUCGCCUUGAUUUUCUACGAGGUCUCCGGCGGCCCCUUCGGAGUCGAGGACUCCGUGAGAGCAGGCGGCGGCCCUCUCCUCUCUCUCCUAGGUUUCCUGAUUUUCCCCUUCUUCUGGAGCAUCCCGGAAGCCCUAGUCACCGCGGAGCUCGCCACCAGUUUCCCGGAAAACGGCGGCUACGUGCUCUGGAUCUCGUCGGCGUUCGGCCCAUUUUGGGGAUUCCAGGAAGGGUUUUGGAAAUGGUUCAGCGGGGUGAUGGAUAACGCCCUCUAUCCGGUACUCUUUCUCGAUUAUCUGAAGCACUCUUUCCCGAUUUUCAAUCAGACGAUGGCCAGAAUCCCGGCGUUGUUGGGGAUCACGAUGUCGCUGACCUACUUGAAUUACAGAGGAUUGCACAUUGUGGGAUUCUCAGCUGUUUUACUUGCUUGCUUCUCACUUGUCCCGUUUGUGGUGAUGGGGGUUUUGUCGAUUCCCCGAAUUAGGCCUAGGCGGUGGCUGGUUGUGGACUACGGGAAGGUGGAGUGGAGGGGAUACUUCAACAGCUUGUUUUGGAAUCUGAAUUACUGGGACAAUGCAAGUACGUUGGCAGGGGAGAUUGAGAAUCCGAGCAGGACGUUUCCGAGGGCGCUGUUGGGGGCCGUGGUGGUGGUGGUGUGCUCGUAUCUGGUCCCUCUGCUGGCGGGCACGGGUGCUGUGGAGACGGAUUCAAGUGAGUGGAGUGACGGAUAUUUCGCGCAGAUAGGGAUGCUCAUAGGUGGUUCUUGGUUGAAGUGGUGGAUACAGGCCGCCGCUGCCUUGUCUAACAUGGGCUUGUUUGAAGCUGAGAUGAGCAGCGACGCUUACCAGCUGCUCGGGAUGAGCCACAUUGGGAUGCUCCCUUCUGUUUUUGCUAUCAGAUCAAAAUAUGGGACUCCCACGUUCAGCAUUCUGUGUUCUGCAAGUGGCGUCAUAUUCUUGUCAUGGAUGAGUUUUCAGGAGAUUCUGGAAUUCCUAAACUUCCUCUACGCUGUUGGAAUGCUGUUCGAGUUUGCAGCCUUCAUCAAACUGCGAAUACAGAAGCCAGAACUACACAGGCCUUACAAAGUCCCCUUGGAGACAUUCGGCGCAGCAAUGCUCUGCCUGCCCCCGGUAUUGUUGCUCGUUCUGGUGAUGUGUCUGGCGUCCUUGAAGACGUUCAUAGUGAGCGGCGCUGUGAUCUUGCUGGGAUUCGCUUCGUAUCCCGUCUUGAUGCAUGCUAAGGAGCAGAAUUGGGUCAAGUUCAACACAGAUGCAACUACAUUAAGGGCAUCUGCCUCUGAUCUUGAAGGCCAUCCAGAGCAUCAAGAGCGCGCUGAUGAAGAAUCUCACAGCCUUCUAGCAGAUUUUCCAGCUUCUAGAACCAGCCACGUCUCCGAUGUUGUUGUCUCACUGGAGGGGGACACAAAAUUGGAGUAGAAGGUAACUAUAUAUAUCCAUGCUCUACAUGCUUCCAGCAGUUGCAGAAUAUAUAAAGAAAAAUGCAUCAUCUCAAUUUUUUAUGGUCCGAGUUAAAUGUGGUAGUCAUCUGUUCAGCUUUGGCUUCCCAACCUCUAUUUGGAAAUUGGGAAUGUCAUUAGUGUAUGUGAUACUGAAAAAAGAAUUCAGCAGAUGAUAAAUUAAUUAUACAUUCAAAAUAUUCAUUAA